AAAACUCUGUCACGCAAACGCUACUCAACCCAAUCCGGCCUCACUCAGCCUUCAGAAACUUCUAGAUUUUGCUAGAAGAUUCCAUGGCGGAAGGUAAGAGAUCCACUGGUUCCGUCAAGUGGUUUAGUGCGCAGAAAGGUUUCGGCUUCAUUGCGUCCGACGACGGCGGCGAGGAUCUAUUUGUUCACCAGACCUCUAUUCAAUCCGAUGGAUUUAGGACACUUUCCGAGGGCCAGCCCGUCGAGUUCACUAUCGAUUUCGGAGAGGACGGCCGCACCAAGGCUGUCGAUGUAGUUGGUGUCUCCAGAUCUCGACGGGCCCCGCGUGGCGGCCGCUUCGGCGGUAGUGGGAGAGGAUUCUAUGGCGGGAGGGGCAGAGGAGGCGGUGGAGGAUAUGGAAGUGGUCGAGGCGAUGCUGGAUAUGGGAGAGGUAGCAGGGGUGGCCGGUCAGGCGGUGGUUCUGGAUAUAAUUCCGGUGGAGGAUAUGGCACUGGCGGCAGCAGUGGCGCGUGUUAUAAUUGUGGGAGAUAUGGUCAUUUAGCGAGAGAUUGUUAUCAAACCGGUGGCGGCGGUGGAGGAAGUAGGAGAUACGACGGCGGAUACUCCGGUGGAGGAGGCGGGGCAUGUUACAGUUGUGGCGAGGAAGGGCAUUUUGCAAGAGAUUGCCCCAAUACUGAUCAAAACUGAAACAAUGUGGGUGUUUCUCUUAAUGAUGGUGCUCCGUUAAUUAAUUCUUUGUGGAUUGUUGCAUUUUCGAGGUUUGGUGAUUGUUUUUCAAGUGAUUGAAUUAGCAGAGGGGACGGAGCAGAAGCCAUUUCUGUAGCCAUUGCCUCUCUGUUUCUUCCUCAUUGGGUUUUUUUCUUGGGAAAAAUUUGGUAAUGUUGGUAAUUGUUUGCUUAAGAUAUAGAUUUACCUUUCCUUUUUUUUUUGGUCCCCUCAGUUAUUUGUUUAACAUGAUGAAAAUGAUUCCAUUUACCUAUAUGAAAUUAGUGAUUUUGUCUU
Molecule: messenger RNA, 1001 nt
Organism: Manihot esculenta (cassava)
Lineage: Eukaryota; Viridiplantae; Streptophyta; Magnoliopsida; Malpighiales; Euphorbiaceae
Product: glycine-rich protein 2
Exons: 1
Coding region: 84-686 (200 amino acids)
Molecular function (GO): nucleic acid binding; zinc ion binding
Source: RefSeq, a predicted model, not a curated record